Cyclocybe aegerita is the source of this 906-nucleotide messenger RNA. The record is from the annotation of a GenBank genome assembly. Lineage: Eukaryota; Fungi; Basidiomycota; Agaricomycetes; Agaricales; Hemipholiotaceae.
AUGGCGAAAGGUCCUGCAGAGUUCGCCCACGGAUGGAUGUUCAUCGGGUUUUUCAUAAACUGCCUCCUCAUGGGCAUGAUGACGCUCCAGGUGUACAACUACUAUGUCACGUAUAAAAAAGACAAGCUGUGGAUAAAGAUCUUUGUGGCAGUUUUAUAUUUUGCCGAUCUCUACAACACUAUGAUCAUCUUCGCGUAUCUCUACCGCACGCUCAUUACAUUUUUCGGCGACGUUGAUAAUUUAAUUAAAACUGACUGGCUCUUUGCGAGCGAGCCGGCCAGUACCGGUGUAAUCGCAACCGCGGUCCAACUUUUCUUCGCUUGGCGCAUACAGGUCUUAACCAAAUCGUUGAUCAAGGCGCUCGUGAUCGCGUCGCUUGCGAUUACAGCUGGCGUAUGCUCUAUCAUCACUGGUUACGAGGUUGGGCGAAGGGAGACUUUCGCGUCCUUCGCGUCGUACAAGCAUAUCGUGAUCAUCUGGCUGCGGAAACAUAAAACCGGCUUCCAGCGUUCGGACAUGAUGAUUGAUAGAAUAAUCCGAGUCGCCGUGCAAACCGGUCUCCUCACGAUGAUAGUCGCUACCGCCGACCUGAUCGUCUACCUUGCGGACCCAACCGGAACGCACCUAAUGCUCAACUACCCCCUCUCGAAGCUCUACUCGAACUCUCUCAUGAGCAGCCUCAACUCGCGCCGAGGAUGGAAGUACGACGAGAGCGCAAACACCGAUACUGACCCGGUCAUCACGACGGGAAAUAUCAAGCAGCAUAACAUCCAGAUUACGAGCAUGAAGGACACGGAUGCUCGUACCCACCCAGAGGUGUUUGUUCACGUCGAGUCGCAUGAGUUGCGAGACGUUAAGCCGAACGAUCUGGAGUAUGCGAGUAAGCGCCGAUCGUUGGCUCCCUAA